Aspergillus thermomutatus is the source of this 1266-nucleotide messenger RNA. RefSeq names its product putative aminotransferase. The record is from RefSeq and is a predicted model, not a curated record. Gene Ontology annotation, biological process: amino acid metabolic process; biosynthetic process. The transcript has a single exon. NCBI's taxonomy places the organism in Eukaryota, Fungi, Ascomycota, Eurotiomycetes, Eurotiales, Aspergillaceae. The coding region runs from base 1 to 1266 and encodes 421 amino acids. Gene Ontology annotation, molecular function: pyridoxal phosphate binding; transaminase activity.
AUGAAAAUGGCCCUCUCGACCCGCGCAAAUGGCGUCCUCAGCGCCAGCAGCAACAACAUCAUGUGGGAGGUCAUGGCCAACCUGUACGACCCCGAAACCAACCCAGACGGCUACUACAGUGUAGGCGUAGCCGAGAACCUCCUCAUGCACGAGCACCUCCUCAACCACGUCCACCAGCACGUCCACCUAACCUCCAAAUCCCUCACCUACAACGACGGCGCAUCCGGCUCGAAACGCCUCAAAGCGGCCAUGGCGCGGUUCCUGAACCGACACCUCCACCCCUGUACCCCGCUCCAACCGCACCAUCUCAUCCUCACCAACGGCGUCUCCGCGGCAGUCGAGCAUCUCUCCUGGGCGUUCGCGGAUAAAGGCGAGGGGAUCCUCCUGGGAAGACCGUACUACGGCACCUUCAUCGCGGACCUCUCGCUGCGGUUCGGGACGGAGGUUGUGACUGUUCCUUUUGGAGGGGGUGAUCCGCUUGGUGCAGACUGUGUGGACGCGUACCGACGCGCGCUGACCCGCUUCGAGCAGCAGACCGGGAAAAAGUGUCGCGCGCUGCUGCUGUGUCACCCGCAUAAUCCUCUCGGACGGUGUUACUCGCGCGAUGUCCUGGUCGCGCUUAUGCGGUUGUGCCAGGAGCACGGGAUGCAUUUUAUCAGUGAUGAGGUAUAUGCGUUAUCCGUGUGGGGGGAAGGGCAGUUUGUCUCUGCGUUGAGUAUUGACACCAAGGGGAUCAUCGAUGCGGACCGUGUGCAUGUCCUCUGGGGUAUGAGCAAGGAUUUUGGCGCGAAUGGGCUGCGUCUGGGGGCGCUGAUCAGUCAGGGGAAUAAGGAUGUGCGUGCGGCGGUCGAUAGUGUCGCGCUGUACUCGUAUGUCUCGGGGCCCGCGGACCAUAUCGCGGCGAAUGUUCUCGAGGAUGAUGCGUAUACCGAUGAGUAUAUCCGGUUGAACUGCGAGAGGGUUAGAGAGGCGUACGAGCAUACUGUGGGAUUAUUGACGCAAAAUCAGAUCCCGUACAUGUCGGGAGCGAAUGCGGGAUUCUUUGUCUGGGUGGAUCUGGGCACGCCGUAUCUCAAGCGCCAUCCCGAGGCGAUCCAUGAGGAUGUCAGCGAGGCCGUCAUGCAGCGGCUACUGAAGAACAAGGUGUUUCUGGCAUCAGGGGCGUUGUUUGGGUCAGAGACGCCAGGAUGGUUCCGCAUUGUCUUUGCGCAUCCGCGGGCAUAUCUGGACGAAGCAUUGCGGCGGAUUGUGGCUGCCCUUCAAUAG